Cordyceps fumosorosea ARSEF 2679 is the source of this 1113-nucleotide messenger RNA. Its product is annotated as Heat shock protein DnaJ. The record is from RefSeq and is a predicted model, not a curated record. Gene Ontology annotation, molecular function: Hsp70 protein binding. The coding region runs from base 1 to 1113 and encodes 370 amino acids. The transcript is spliced from 2 exons. Gene Ontology annotation, cellular component: endoplasmic reticulum membrane. Gene Ontology annotation, biological process: cellular response to misfolded protein. NCBI's taxonomy places the organism in Eukaryota, Fungi, Ascomycota, Sordariomycetes, Hypocreales, Cordycipitaceae.
AUGCCGGACGCAAAAGCCUCGGGAGCCGACACGGGCGGCGGCGCCGCGCGCGCGCGCGAUCAUAACCAAGGCAACCAGGGCCGAUCCUAUACAGUCGAGCAAAAGGCGGCGGUGCUGCGGAUUCGGCGCUGCAACGCGACGGCAUUUUACGAGAUCCUCGACCUCGAGUCGGUACGCAAGACGUGCACCGAGGGGGAGAUCAAGAAGGCGUACCGCAAGCAGUCGCUGCUGACGCACCCGGACAAGAACGGCCACGAGCACGCCGACGAGGCUUUCAAGAUGGUCAGCCGCGCAUUCGGCGUCCUCGGCGACAAGGAGAAGAGGGAAAAGUUUGACCGCUUCGGCACGGACCCGGACAGUCGCUUCGCGAGCGCCCAAGCACAGAACCCGUUCUCUGGGUUCGCGCGGCAGCCGUCCGGGGGCGGGAUGGCUGGUGGACGACCGGGUGGCCCCAUGGGCGGCGGCGGCUGGGAUGAGGAUAUCAGUCCAGAGGAGAUGUUUGCGCGCUUCUUUGGCGGCGGCGGGGGUUUCGGAGGCUUUGGUGGCGGUGGAGUUUUUGAUACAGGCCCUCAAUUUGUCUUCAACUUUGGCGGCGGCCCCGGCAUCCGCGUGCACCAGUUCGGCGGCGCGCGGCCGCGCGGCCGCCCUCGCGACACGCAAAACCGACCAGAGGAGGCACAGGGCGGCGGAUUACAAAACCUGAUCGGCAUUUUGCCGAUCCUGCUCUUCUUCAUCCUGCCGCUGCUGACGUCGCUGUUCGGCGGGGACGGCGGGCCGGCGACGCCGGGAAUGGCGUUUGACAGCCCGAGCGCGCCGUACACGCACGAGCGGACGACGCCGGUGCACGGGAUCAAGUACUUCGUGCGGGAGCGGGACGUGCGGCAGUACACAAAGGGCCAGCUGAGCGACCUGGACCGGGUGGCGGAGCAGAGCGCGCUGCAGCAGAUCCGUGGCGGGUGCGAGCGCGAGCAGGCGACGCAGCGGCGGAUGCGCGAGGACGCGACGGGGUGGUUCUACCAGGACGAGGUCAAGAUGGCGCUGGCGGACGCGCUGGAGAUGCCGCACUGUAAACGGUGGACGGCGCUGGUGGAGAAGAGCAAGAAGGGGAAAUAG